CACCACUCCACAUGGCAGCCAGGAAUGCUUAAGUGUCCGCCACGAUGUCCGACUGGCCGAUCUCACUGGCCCCUGGAGUCUUCUCCCCCUGGCAUUAACACAGCGUGACGGGCCUUCUGUCCCACCCGGUGAUCUCCCGACUUGUCUUGAACCUCCCCCAUGUCCUCAAUGUCUGUGCCUGACUGCAUGGUUCAAUAUGCCAAAGAGGCCACUUACGUCAACCCGGAUAGAGUCGAACGGUGGAGGCUAUAUAAACAGCCCUCCCCCAUCUCUGUCUGCCAUACUCGGUGGAAUGAGUACGACACACCACACCGCCGGUCUCUAAUUAUCAUCCAAGAUGCCCUCCAAGCACCAGGUGUCUCUCCUUGCCCUCGCUGGCCUUGCUGCCGCGGCGCCCUCCAAGCUGCGCAAGCGCGAGGCCCUCCCCGACUACGCCAUCACGUACGCGCCCCUGUCGUACCUGUACAGCGGCGAGUCCUGGUUCCCGUCUGAUGUGACGGUGCAUCUGGCCAACGUCAAGCCCGAGGUGGACUACGUCGCGAUCGGAGCCAACAACUCGGUGACGCUCGACACGCUCGACUCGUACGCCUCGGACGUGUACCUGACGGCGUCGGACGGGCCCAUCUACGAUCCCCUGGACGGCACGCCGGCCUGGCUCUCGUCGGACUACGGCAUCCCCGACAGCGACGGGCUCAGCGCUGCUCCGGGGCUGAUCAUCGCCGCCGAGAAGAACAGCACCACCACUGAUGUGUUUUACUUUUAUUUCUACUCGUACAACUACGGUGGAAAGGUUUUGGAUAUCAAUUUCGAUGACCACGUCGGAGACUGGGAGCACGUCAUGAUCCGCUUCGUCGACAAGAAGCCUUACGCCAUCUACUGCUCCGAGCACAGUGCCGGCUCUGCCUAUUACUGGGACAUCCUGGACUUUUCCGGCGAUCGCCCCCUGACGUACAUCGCGUACGGCGGCCACGCCAACUACGUGACCUCGGGCACGCACGACUACACCGUUGCCCUGGGCCUCAUCUCCGACACGACCGACGCCGGCUACCUGUGGGACAUGACGCUCAACUACCGCGGCUACUGGUACGACGUGGACUCGGAGGAGUUCUCCGUGGCGUCUGGAGCGGGCAAGGGUGCCACCGAGGAGGCCGACGAGUCUGCCGACUGGCUGGCCUGGCUAGGCUACUGGGGCGACGAGCAGUACCCGGACAGCUUGAUUGACGAUCUCGAGACGGGCCAGUACUGCAUUGACGAUGAGUGCCGGUAUUCCAGUGGUCCUACAGGGCCUGCCGACAAGAACCUCGGCCGCUCGACCAUGUGCCAGAAGGAUGACUGUACCAUCUUCGACAACAUUGACGAUCUGACCAAGCAGUCUUAGCACCCUUGAGACAGAUUUAAUUAUCUUGUCUUUACUUGGAAAAGGCUUUAAAAUGUUGUCUAGAUCUAGAUUCUUCAUGGGAAAUACGUAGUGGCCCAAGGGGUUUAGUAACAAUGUG
Penicilliopsis zonata CBS 506.65 is the source of this 1496-nucleotide messenger RNA. RefSeq lists its product as hypothetical. Bases 338 to 1378 code for a protein of 346 amino acids. The record is from RefSeq and is a predicted model, not a curated record. The transcript is spliced from 3 exons. Lineage: Eukaryota; Fungi; Ascomycota; Eurotiomycetes; Eurotiales; Aspergillaceae.